This is a messenger RNA of Cuscuta campestris, 2074 nucleotides long. The record is from the annotation of a GenBank genome assembly. NCBI's taxonomy places the organism in Eukaryota, Viridiplantae, Streptophyta, Magnoliopsida, Solanales, Convolvulaceae.
AGCAAUUUGGGACAUUAGUCCUUACUCUGAACAACCAAAGGUCGCAGAGGGUAUCAUCAGUUAUUUGAUUCCCACUGAACCAGAAAAUGAUGUUCCCACUGAACAACCACAUCUCCUAAAUGAUGUUCCCACUUAACAACCACAACUCCUCACUGAUAUUCCCACUGAACCACCACAAAUCGUCAAUGAUAUUCCCAAUGAACCACCACAAAUGCUCAAUGUUGUUCCCAUUGAACCACGCCAAGUCCUCACUGAUAUUCCCACUAAACCACCACAAAUCCUCAAUGAUAUUCCCACUGAACCACAACAAGUCCUCAAUGAUGAUCCCAAUGAUGGUAUAGAUGCUAAACCACAGAUCAAUAUUGGUCAACUUGAGGACAUUCAUGAUGGACAAGCACAAGACCCUGAUGGUAUAGAUGCUAAAGAAAAAGGCACUAAGGAUAUUGCCAUUGACCAACCAAAAGACACUACAAGGCAGAAGAGGGUUGUGAAAUGCCCAGAUAAGUUUACUCAUUCUGACAAAAAAUUAAACACAAGGAAGGCAAAGAGCAGAAAAGGACCACAGACAUCUAAACAGAAAGCCACAGAUGGUGGUGAUGACAAUUCGCAACCCAACAAUGUGGAGGCCGAAUCUGGCAUGGCAGAAACUUAUCCCAAAGGGUCGAAAUUAGCAUUAGCUGUUGAGAAUGUGGAGUUGUUUUUAGCACAAGUAACAGACAGCCUAUUUGUCAGUUUGUUGAAGAAAGAAUAUGACAACCACUUGGGAAAAAGGAAAACCAUUGCUGAAGCAGCAUUGAACACUUCAAUACUGAAACCAAUCCUAGGGGCUGUGCCAGAAUUGGGAGGACGCUGGGCAGAGUGCAAUUACGUUUACAUGCCAAUCAACACUGGAAACCAUUGGAUACUGGUUGUGCUUGACAUAUCAAGGAAAUGCAUCAGACUGUAUGAUUCUAACCACAAGGGGAAGACCAGUCGCCACACAAAACCAUACCUUCCAUGUAUACAGAUCUUACUGCCAACGGUGAUGGACAAACAGGAAGUGUACAAGGAGCGAAAAAUGCCUGAGAUGGGAGAUGAUGUGCUAGGCAUUGUGAACGUAAAUGGUUGCCCACAACAACCGGACGCGGUGAGCUGUGGCGUAUUUGUUGUAAAGAUGGCUGAGCAUCUCAUCAUGGGAGUUGAAGUGGAUGAAGUGGAUGUUGCAGGCAUUGAGACUUUCAGGAAAAAAAUUGCAACAGAGCACCAGUUCCGAACCACUGUCAAGGGUACGAUGACCAUGGCCACAUACUGUCAAACCCUGUGGAACAUUGCCGAUUGGUUGGAUGACAUUGACGCCCCGGUCUCUGAGUCUCAACUCGUGCUUCAAAUGCUUCGGGGGCUACCCGAAGAUCUCCAGGCUCAGACAUCGUUCUUACAAUUCCAACAACCGCUGCCCAACUUCCUUCAGACCCGAUCCGCCCUCCUGCUCCUAGGUCAGCAACGGCAGAGCAUCGCGGACGACGCCAGGACGGUCUUCCUGGCCGGCCGAACCGGCGGCCCACCCUACGGCACCAGUAGUGGCGGCUUCGGGCGUGGCAGUGGAGGGCCUGGCAGCGGCAGUGGCGGCCUCGGACAGCAGGGGCGCAGAUCCGGUCGUGGUGGAGCUUCCUCUGAGUCUCUCCUUCAGCGCCUCACUGAGCGCCUUAAGGGGGAAUUUGCUAUGACUGACAUGGGCGACCUUCAUUUUUUCUUGGGCAUCAAUGUUCACCGGACAGCUCAUGGUCUCUUUUUGCAUCAGACACAGUUCAAGCACGACAUCCUUGAGCGUGCCGGCAUGAUCACUUGUCGUCCCAUCUCCACUCCGGUCGACACGAAGGCCAAACUGUCUGGCACAUCAGGCUCCCAGGCGGCCGACCCAGCUCUCUAUCGCUCCAUAGUUGGAGCCCUCCAGUAUCUCACAUUCACUACGCCAGACAUCUCUUACUCUGUUUAGCAGCUCUGUCUCCAUCUACACGCCCCCCGGGAUGCCCACGUCACGGCUAUGAAGCGCGUCCUACGCUAUCUCCGUGGCACCUCCACCUACGGUAUGACUCUA